Molecule: messenger RNA, 5404 nt
Organism: Pelobates cultripes (western spadefoot toad)
Lineage: Eukaryota; Metazoa; Chordata; Amphibia; Anura; Pelobatidae
Source: the annotation of a GenBank genome assembly
AUGUCUGUCAACGUCAACCGCAGUGUUUCCGAUCAGUUUUAUCGGUACAAAAUGCCCCGUCUGAUUGCCAAGGUAUGAUUUCCCUGUGAUGCCCUUAACAUAAUCAAUACAUUUAUAACUUCUUAUUGCAUUGAUUAUGUUGUUUCUGUUACAGGUAGAGGGCAAAGGAAAUGGAAUAAAGACAGUAAUAGUCAACAUGGUUGAUGUUGCAAAGGCGCUUAAUCGGCCUCCAACGUGUAAGUGUCCAUUCAUUAUUAAUGCUAUAACAUUGAUAUCCCUAUUAAAUGUUGCUCUGGUAUCACAUUGGCAAUCAAAUCUGCUAACGCUCCAUGUAUUGUGCACAUUAAAGCGACGAUAUAGUCACCAGAACUACAGCUUAAUGUAGUUGUUCUGGUGUCUAUUGCCUGUGCCUGUUUUUUUUAACAUACAGUGCUGGGAAAAGGUGAGUAAAUUCUCUUUUCUUAACGGGGUGACAGGGGCAGGCUGACACUAUAAAAUGGCUAUAUUAAAUGUAGUUUCAUGAAUGCACGUUUGUAUUCCUAGUGGGAACUAGUGUUCCCAGAAUUGUCACAUGUAACUAUUUAAAUUAAUAUAGUCAUUAUCAGGUGUGGGUUUGGUUUGUAUUUAAAGGGUUACUCCAAUUAUAAACAGUAACUCUGACUCUCCUGGUCCUGUAAUCUCACACCUGUGGUGGAGGGGGUGUGGCCAUCUUGACAAUGAUGCUGGUGUAGGUGGGGUUAACUAUGGCAGUAAAGGGCUAUAUUUCUGUGCAGUAUUUCAUAGUGGAAUUGUGCAUUGAGUAAUGCUUAGCACUGCUGAAAAUGUCACAAUUGAUUUACUGCUGUUUGUAUAGUCCAGGUUUGUGUAUGGGAACAUAGUUGUUUUUAUUAAAACAUAACUAGCUCAACCCUCAUUUCCGAUUUUUUUAUUCUUCAUGUUUGCCCUACCAAAUUUCUGUCUGAACUUAUGUGGUUUUUGUAAACAUAGGUUUUAUCUUUGCAUUUAAUUUAUAAAUAAGGGAGGGGUAUGGGGGGUUAAAGUUUAAGGAAACCUAGGGGUCAGACACCUACUUUCAGCAAAUUCUGACAGCUUUGCUUGUAAGUUGCGUGUUAUUCCCCAUGAUUACACCUGACAUUGAAUGAAAGACUUUGCAUGUGAAAAUGCUUUAGUGCCCCAAAUUUCGGUUCUGCUUCAGACUUGGCAGGAUCACCAUAACAUUUAAUUUAAAACCAUUUUAGAUGGCUGCUGUCAUAUGGAACAACUAGACAGACUAUUGCUGGAAGUCAAACUCCAAAUGGGUUGUUCUGUUUAAUUGGGUUGCAUAUCUUGUGGUAAAAAGUUACAAAUAAGAUAUGUCCCAUCAUGCUCUUCCUUGUAAACCUGUUCUCAUGCAGUGCUGAAUGUCAAUUGGCUCCUUCAAUGAUGAUUUACAUGGUUAUUUAAAGGGUGAAUUAAAAGUAGGUCAAUGCCUGUAUGCUUUCUAUUCAGCUACUCUGCCUUAAAUUUAAAAUCCAUUUUCAACUCCCCUUGAAUUCUCACUUUAGUGAAUAACCCAGUUAGAGGCAAAAAGCAAAAUUAAAAAAGGCAAUGUUGUAUUUUAAUUCAACAUUGUUUUCCAUGUCAAUAGCAAGCAAAGCUAUUUUGCAAGUGUCAUAUUUAGGUCUUUAUGGAUGUCUUCUAGUGUGCUGCUCUUUUCUGUAACAUUGUCAUUGGCAGACUUGCUAUUCGGCAUGGACAGUACGGAACUUUAACCCCUGUGAGACUAGAGCCCUGCAAAUUCAAUUUUUAUAUAUAAUUUGUAUGUGUAUGUAUAAUAUAUAAUUGUAUUUAUUUUUUCUUUUGUGUGCUUGUUUAGACAUGUCCUAAAAUGUUUUUGGUAUGUUUGCAGAUCCCACCAAAUUUUUUGGUUGUGAGCUGGGAGCACAGACCCAGUUUGAUGUUAAGAAUGACCGUUUCAUUGUCAAUGGAUCUCAUGAGGCAAAUAAGCUGCAAGACAUGUUGGAUGGUUUUAUUAAGAAGUUUGUUCUAUGUCCUGAGUGUGAUAAUCCUGAAACUGAUCUGGUAGGUUAAAACAACUUUGUCAGACAGAUUUCAUUUUUGAUAAAGCAAAUUUUGUUCAACUAUUGAACAGUCAUAUUAAUUUUUUUGUAAUUUUUUUUUUUGUACAGCAUGUCAAUCCCAAGAAACAAACAAUAGGCAAUUCUUGCAAAGCCUGUGGCUACAGAGGCAUGCUGGAUACAAACCAUAAGCUCUGUACUUUCAUUCUCAAAAACCCACCAGGUGAGUGUCAGGCACUAUGUUUUGGACAUCAGCAGAACUUUGGUUUCAAUUCCAUAGAACUGAAACUCUUGUUAAAAGUUUGGAUUACCUGCCUCACCAUUGCAUGUAGAUUGCUUUGCAAUUUAUCUGAUCAAUUAUACUAAAUUUUAGUUGUUAAACCCUCCAGGAUAGUGCUACUUAAAUGGUUACUCUGACCCGUUAAUGGAGAAAAGGGGUUCAAGCAUCCCCUCACAGGCACACUGCCUGCAACGCUAGAAGCUCAUUACAUCUGUCGCCGGCAUACCGUGUUGUAAAACUGGAGAGUCCAUAUGCUACUCGCCGGGCUAGAUUUUCACUCCCUAUUGGUCCUGCACAUGUGUAUGCAUAUUGUUGUUCUGUUCUCUCCUAAAGGUUCUAAUUAUUCAGUUUAUCAAUUUGAAAUCAUUCAUGUGUGGCUUUAGAAAAGGGGGAAUAAAAAUUUGGAAUUUGUUGACACCGUUAAAAGUAUAUCCAAGCAUAUCAGUUGGAAAUUAAAUGGAUCAUAUCAUGAAAACUGAGCUUUUUUCGUGAAAAAUUUAAUGGAUUGGGAUUAAAGGUCUUUGAAUUGUCCAUUGCUUCUCGUGCAAGCCACACUCUGGGGCAGAUGACUUUCUUCUGUCACAAUUUUUCGCUUGCUAAAUUAAUCACAAGCCUAAGAUUACAGUAUUUUCUUUGAGAAAUGUACUAUUCUGUAGGCUAUUGACAUUAAAGUAUUUAAGUCAAAGUCUGAAUAUUGUGGAGCUCAAAUGAGAAGGUACUUAACUUAUUUUCUGUCUUGUAGAGAAUACAGACAGUGGUACAGGCAAAAAGGAAAAGGAUAAGAAGAACAGGAAGGGAAAAGAAAAAGAAAAUGGUUCAGUAGCAAACAACGAGUCCCCCGUUCUAACAGAACUCAACCCUCCUAACGUGGUGAGUUAACCUGUCUUAUGUACCCAGUGUGAAUUGUUUUUUCUUGUUAAACUUGCACACAGAUGUUUUGAUGUAACUUUACUGUAAAUUAUUUAAUAUAGAAUGCAGAUGAAGAUGACGAAGACUGGGGGGAAGAGACAACCGCUGAGGCUCAAGAACGUAGAAUGCAAGAAAUAAGUAAUCAUGCAAAAAACCUUACACUUACGGAAGACCUGGAGAGAUCUAUUGAAGAUCGCGUGAAUCUAUUAUUUGACUAUGUCAAGGUAUGUAUAUUUAAUGUAAUAUUUCUACUGUGACACUUAUAUAAGUUUAGUAUUUACUUAAAGUCUAUUUAUUUACAGAAAAAGAAAGAAGAAGGCGUUAUUGACUCAUCUGACAAAGAUAUUUUGGCUGAAGCUGAAAGGCUUGAGGUGACAGCCAUGGGACCGUUGGUCUUAACUGAGGUUCUGUUUAAUGACCAGAUCAGAGAUCAGAUAAAGAAAUACAGACGUCACUUCCUCCGUGUAAGUUUCAAAGAGAGGUAUCUUUUCCCGAGUCUGAAUUUCAGUAGGGGCAAUUUAGUGUGGGUUGUGUUGUAAGAUGUCUGGGUUUUUGUUUUUAUGCCAUUGAUCCAUAUGCAUGCAUGGCGACAUCUCCAAAAUUAUUUACAUGUUUGUAAACUAAACGUCUUUCUGAAGCAUGCACAGCUACAGUAGCAUAUAGAUGCAUUGACUGUUACUUGAAAUACCAGAUAAAGUGUUGCCUUUUUUGUUUUGUUUUUUAGUUUUGCCAUAAUAACAAAAAAGCACAGAAGUACCUACUCCAUGGUUUUGAGUGUGUUGUGGAUAUACACCAGUCACAUCUCCUGUCCAAAAUACCACAUAUCCUAAAAGAAAUGUAUGAUGCAGACCUCCUAGAAGAGGAUGUAAUUAUCAGCUGGGCUGAAAAGGUGGGUGAAAUUCAUUGUAAGUAAAUGUGAAAACUUUAUCUACUAGGCUUAUAUGCCUCAUGCCCUUAACACUAAGUAUUAGCAGUAGUUAUUUUCGAAUUACUUUGGGGUUAUGACAGAUCCUAGGGAAUUUCAUUUUCUAGUGGGAAAACAUGGUUUUAGUUCUUCUGCAAUCUUGAGCGUGCAUGGCAUCUUAAAGGCACUCCAGUCUGAUGUUAACCAUUAACUUUACGCUGUAGGGAAAAUAGGGGUACAGGUAUAAAUCCAGCAUAGUAGUACAUUUCCUCUAAACGUCAACAUCCCUGAUGUAAUGACAUCCUAUAUGGGAAGCCUAUUGACUUUAAUGUAACUUCUCUAAUUAGGCCCUGGCACCUAAACCAUAUAUGGAAACAGGGGCAUAUGGUUCUCAGUCAGGAGGAUCACGUAUAAAGCUGGGGUGAGGGUGUGAGCCUCUCAAGUAUGUGCUUGUGCUUCCCAAGUAAUAUACCUUGAUGUUUCCAUUAUGAUUCUACAUGUGAUUCUGCAAGCGUGGCAGGGGUUUCUCGGUCUCUGUCACCUUCAUGUUAAUGUUGCUGGAGUCCUGCAUCUAGCUGGUGGGGUGGGGGAGGAGAUAUGUUAUCCAGAUCCAUGUACCAAUACUCUGCACUAGGAUCUACAACUUUGUUUAAUUGCAGAGCCCCUCAGACACCAGGCAUUGCCUUGAUAUCUUUAUCAAGCUCUUCUUUUCUUCGGUGGUUUUAGAUUUGAGCCGUUUUUAAUUUGAGACAAAGGGGAUUUAUGAUUUUUGGUUUUGCAGAGUAAUUUUGCUAGUAAAUAUCAGAUUGUCCCCAAGAUCGUGCCUGUGAAACCUGAAAAUAUGGCUUAGCUCCUUGCAUAUGUAUGUACUAUUAACCAAUUUGUGUGCUACCUGUUAACAAGAUUUCUGUGCUUUUGUAGCCUUCAAAAAAGUAUGUCUCUAAAGAGCUUGCCAAAGAUAUACGUGCAAAGGCAGAACCAUUCAUUAAAUGGCUGAAAGAAGCAGAGGAAGAGUCUUCUGGUGAAGAUGAUGAUGAUGAAGAGGAAGAGGAAGAUGAAAACCUUGAAGUAAGUUUAGUCUUGAGCAGUUACUGUGGUGUCUUGUCUUUUUGGGGGGGUGGGGAUUUCCUAUAUACAUUAAUUGUGUUUUUGUCUCUGCAGGUUGUGUAUUCAGCAACUGUGAGCGUUCCAAAAGUGGAAACUGUCAAGUCACCUGUUGAGAAAGAUGAUGACCUUGAUAUUGAUGCCAUUUAA